Molecule: messenger RNA, 2736 nt
Organism: Chenopodium quinoa (quinoa)
Lineage: Eukaryota; Viridiplantae; Streptophyta; Magnoliopsida; Caryophyllales; Amaranthaceae
Exons: 10
Coding region: 486-2234 (582 amino acids)
Source: RefSeq, a predicted model, not a curated record
GGUUCAUGUUUGGUUCGGGUGGCAAUGGUGGUUCUAUGGCUGCCAUUGAUGAAUGAAUGAAAGAAGCUUUCUAACGGAGUUAUUUCAUUGCUAGCUCAGUUAAAUGACCAACCUUGCCACGCAACCAUCAUACUCAUGAGUUGGCAAUUAAUACUGCUUGACUUAUUUACAAAAGAACCACUAGAUAAACGACAAGCGUUUAUCAAAUAUAUCAAAUGGGGCGGGCCCGAAUAAAAUAUAGCAUUUGCCAUAAAAUAAAAUAAAAUAAAUUAUGGAGUAUAAAAAAAAAAAAAAAGGAAUUUAGUCGGAAGACGUAGUCCGUAGAGUGAGUCGUAGACACAUAUGUACUCCUCUUUCUCCCGCUCUUUCUCUUUCUCAGUUUCUUAUUGAAGCACACUCCACGUUCUCCAUUGAGUCGCGACUUCUGAUAUUUCUAUCCUCCAUUGAACCUGCUUCUCAGAACCCUUUAAUAUUUGGAUGAAAUUAUGAAAUUGGAUCAUUUCUCUCUGGUCCAGGGCGACCGCCUCUCCUGCCCUGGCUGGGACGGACCUGUUAGUGCAUUCCGACACCGAACAACAUCGGAUGUUCCUGGUAAAAUUUUACAAGAUCCCUUUAUGGCCUCUAGCAGUGCAAAUGUGCAAGCCACUGAAGUUAAGCAUGAGGUGUUUAAUGAGUUUGAUGAUGCUCUUGACAAUGUUAUGUUGAAAGAACGGCGAAAGAUGUUCUAUGAGUUUGAUGAUGCUCUUGACAAUGUUACGUUGAAAGAACGACGCAAAAUGCUAGGAUCAAGGAAAGUCAUGCAGUCUUCCACAUCAAAUAUGGAGGAGAAGAAUUAUCAAGGGUUGCCCAACUUAUCCAAAGGUGUGUUGCAAACUGCACAAAGUGAUUCUGCUAAGGAUGCACCGAUUGGUAGAGAUAUAACUCUUGAAGUAAAUGAUAGUGAAAAAUUGUCGUCAGAAUAUGCAACUAAUGGAACAUCCUGUACUGCUAAAAUCUGUUCACUACCUUCAUCUGGAUCUGCUGCAGUAUCAAUAAAAUCCAGAUCAUUCUCUUUAUCUACAGAAUGUAAAUCUUUUGGUACCCAGGAAACUACUAUGAUGGAUGCUUGUGCCUUGGCAAGUUCAGUUGUACCACCGCUUGCAAAAGUCAAGGAUGAGCCUCUUGAUAUAAACGGGUUAUGCUGUGAAGGAGAGAAUAUAAUGAAGAACUAUGGCAUUGGUCAGACUUUAACUGUGAAAAAUGAGCCAGGGUUUUCUAACAUUCUUGUGGAUGAGUUAGACCACAUGCCACUUUUAGAUCGAGUCAAGUUGCUCUCAUGUGGAAUACCGAGCAUGAGUAUGCCCGGAAACCCUAAGGAAGAUGAGGCCUCAGCUAUGGAUUUUGGUAAUGAUGUCUUAGAAUCUGUCAAACCAGUUAGUAUCAGUCGACCUAGGAAGAAGAGAAGAACUGUAACUGAUUCAGUUGAAACUGCAUUGGAAGAAGAUGCUCCUGGUCUCUUAAAGGUUUUGCUUGACAAAGGAGUAUCACCUGAAGAAAUUAAGCUGUAUGGGGAAGAAGAUACUGAUGAUAUUCUUGAUGAUUCUCUCAAUUUAGAUGGCUUCGCUGAGCUUGAAGCUGUAAUAUCACAGCUGUUUUCACAACGUCAAACUUUUCUGAAGUUUCCUCUUUUACGCACAAAGGGUGAGAAAAUUAGCUACUGUUUGUCUUGUCUCCUCUCACUUGUGGAGCAGACAAAAUAUAUGCGAAAUAGGAAGUGGCCUGUUGAAUGGGGCUGGUGUCGAGACCUUCAGUCUUUUUUAUUUGUCUUCCAAAGACAUAACAGAAUUGUGCUGGAGCGUCCUGAAUAUGGCUAUGCGACAUACUUCUUUGAGCUGCUGAAUUCUGUUCCUGUGGCCUGGCAGGUCAAGCGUCUGGUGACUGCGAUGAGGCUUACAGGCUGUGGCCGGAUCACCCUAAUAGAGGAUAGACCAUUAGUGGUUGGAGAAGACUUGAGCGAAGGGGAAGCACAAGUAUUGGCUGAAUAUGGGUGGACUCCAAACACUGGUUUGGGAACAAUGCUGAAUUAUUGUGACAGAGUAGUUCAUGAUCGGAAGCAAGAGUUGGAUAGCUCAGAGUGGAGGAUGAAGAUAGGAAGGCAGCUUAUGAAUGGAUAUAAUGGUGGGAAUAUCGUGGCCAAGAAAAGGCUUAUGGAAUAUCAAGAUUUACGGGACAAGCAAAUGAAGCUGGAAGAGUGAACUGUUUGGAUGUACAGUAUUCUUGUACAGGUAGUAUUUAAGCUCGAGGAGAAAAGCCUCUAUAGAAAUAGGGGAUACUGAAUACAUAAGAGGGGUCUUAAUGUCCUGUAGUUCUACUUAGUAGAAUCAUGUUGUAGCUGUGAAAGGUAAGAAUCAUGUUGUAGCUGUGAAUAACAGCAAGUUUAGAUUAUAAUUUUAUCCAAAUUAUUUUUCGCGGAAGUCUUUUUGAUUUUUGGAAAACUAGUUGGAGCACGCGUGCACUCCCGACGGUAAGAUAAGUAAAAUUCGUGGUUGUGUCUGGUUUAUGUGAUAUUCGUGGUUUUGUAAUAGCAAGGAUAGAAGAAUUUGUAAGUACUAAUGACUUAAUGAGGAGUAGUGAUAAAGUUUCUAUAGGGAAAUAUCUAUGGAAAAACAAUUGUUAUAAGUGAAGUUAUCUAGAAUUUAUUAGAAUUUAUUUAAAAAAAAUUAUACUAUUGUUUUGGAUAUUAUUUUAGAACGCAAU